This is a messenger RNA of Arabis nemorensis, 189 nucleotides long. Lineage: Eukaryota; Viridiplantae; Streptophyta; Magnoliopsida; Brassicales; Brassicaceae. The record is from the annotation of a GenBank genome assembly.
AUGGAUAUGGCCUCUACAUCUAAGAAGAAAUCGGUGAGAAGAGACUUGCUUUCGGAAUUACGAGAGGCUCGAGAGCCGGCUGAAGAAAGGAAGGCUGAGAAAUCCUCUACGAAGGAAUGGGUAAAGAAGGUGUUCGAUAAGAGCGAGGAGAAUCCGGCAGCAGUGGGAGCUUCGGCGAAGAGGCGCUGA